ACCAUUUUAAAGUUCUGAUCAGGUUUUGUUUUCGGCUCCACAACGUCAGAAGGAAAAUUGUGAAGUAGUGGCAAAACUAGUUCUACGAGUGUCGGUUGCUAGUUGAUUGGCAGUUCACAAUUUUAGUAAUGGGAUUUCUCAAUAAGAAUCAAAUAGAACAAUUUCAUAACGAUGGAUAUUUGAUCAUCAAUAAUUUCUUGAGCGAUGAAGAUGUGGCUUCUUUGCGGAAAGCCAUAGCAACUAUUAUCGAUGAUUUCCAACCGGAUCAGCACAGAAGUAUUUUCACAACAACAGACACUCCUAAACAGGCCCGUGAUACUUACUUUCUGGAAAGUGGUGACAAGAUUCGCUAUUUCUUCGAAGAAGGCGCUUUAAAUGAAAAUGGAGAACUAAUUGUCGAGAAAGAUCGUUCCCUGAACAAGAUUGGCCAUGCACUGCAUUGGCUUAACCCGGAUUUUAAACGCGUCACUUUCAGUAAUGAAGUAAAAGGGACGCUUAAGGAUAUUGGUUUCAAAGAUCCCGCCAUCGUUCAGAGCAUGUACAUUUUUAAGCAGCCUGGGAUCGGUGGCGAAGUUUCGCCUCAUCAAGAUUCUACCUUUCUCCAUACGGAACCCAUGAAGAUAGUUGGUAUGUGGUUUGCGCUGGAGGAUGUAACUUUAGAGAACGGCUGUCUAUGGUUUAUUCCUGGGUCGCACAAGGAAGGAAUCAGUAGAAGAUUCAUCCGCAAUCCUGAUGAAAGCUCGCCAAACUUGACUAUCUACACUGAUCCUAAUCCUGAUUACGACGAAACAAAAUUCAUACCAGGACCUGUUCCAAAAGGUUCUAUGGUACUUAUCCAUGGAGAAGUCGUGCACAAGAGUGAGCGAAAUCUGUCACAGAAUUCCCGACACAUUUACACAUUCCACGUAAUUGAACGAGAGAAUACGACAUACUCAUCAGACAACUGGCUUCAGCCAACAGAGAAGCUUCCAUUUCCAGGAGUAUUCGAUAACUGACCAAAAUAUUUCUUUGGACAAUUUAUUGAAUUUGCUCUUGUUGCCUUGGAGUUCAAUACAUAUCCAGUUUAGCCAGCUUA
Messenger RNA from Daphnia carinata, 1075 nucleotides. Its product is annotated as phytanoyl-CoA dioxygenase domain-containing protein 1-like. The record is from RefSeq and is a predicted model, not a curated record. The transcript is spliced from 7 exons. NCBI's taxonomy places the organism in Eukaryota, Metazoa, Arthropoda, Branchiopoda, Diplostraca, Daphniidae. The coding region runs from base 129 to 995 and encodes 288 amino acids.